CUAGGCCUUACACACUGAUUGGAACUCAGGGCAGCAACGAUGUCAGGCACCUAUGAUGACUCCAUGAUCGAUGUCUCCAGUGACAGCUUCUGGGAGAUUGGUAACUACAAGCGAACAGUGAAACGGGUAGACGAUGGACACAGACUCUGUAAUGAUUUGAUGAACUGUCUCCAUGAGCGGUCACGUAUUGAAAAGUCGUACGCACAGCAACUCUCAGAAUGGGGGAAGCGCUGGCGGCAACUCAUAGAAAAAGGCCCUCAGUAUGGUACGUUGGAACGGGCCUGGUCCGCUCUGUGCACGGAGGCGGAGAAGGUUAGCGAGCUCCACAUGGAGGUGAAAGCAGCACUGAUGGGAGAAGACUACGAGAAGCUGAAAAACUGGCAGAGAGACGCCUACCACAAACAGAUGAUUGGCGGCUUCAAAGAGACUAAAGAGGCUGAGGACGGCUUCCGCAAGGCUCAGAAACCCUGGGCAAAGAAACUUAAAGAGAUGGAGACGGUGAAGAAGGCUUAUCACACUGCCUGCAAAGAAGAGAAGCUGGCAGCCAGCAGGGAGACUAACAGCAAAAUGGAGAACAACAACAACCCUGACGCCCAAAAGAAGCUCCAGGAAAAGGUUGAAAAGUGUCAGCAGGAGGUGCAGAAGACUAAAGAACGCUAUGAGAAAUCCCUCGAAGAACUCGACAAGUUGACCCCUCAGUAUAUGGAGAACAUGGAGCAGGUGUUUGAGCAGUGGCAGCAGUUUGAAGACAAACGCAUCCGCUUCUUCAAAGAGCUGCUGCUGGAGGUUAAACAGCACCUGGAUCUCUCAGCCAAUCACAGAUUCCAGACGAUCUACCAUACGCUGGAAGACACAAUCUCUGCAACUGAUGCUGAAGAGGACCUGAAGUGGUUCCGGUCCAAUCAAGGCCCUGGCAUGCCAAUGAACUGGCCCCAAUUUGAGGACUGGUCCGUAGACCUGAACCGAACCCUCAGCAGACGAGAAAAGAAGAAGCCAUCCGAGGGUGUAACACUGACAGGCAUCAGUCAAACUGGGUCAGACCAGCCUGUUCAGCCUGCCAAGACCAGCAUCAGCCUGACUGUACCUACUAAAACAGCACCAGUGGGCUCAAACCCCUUUGAAGAUGAAGAAGAGGAGGAGGAGGCAGAGGAGGAGGAGGAGAAGAUGGUCGUGGAGCAGCAGCCCACAGUCAACCACAUCAGUGUGAAUAAAGAGGAAAAAAAAAUUGCGAGCAGUGUGGAGAAGACUCCAGACUGGUCAGAUGAAGACACAGGCGGUAACCCUUUCUCCGCCAAUGGAGAUGGGAAUCCAUUCGAAGAUGAGCCAGGUUCUCCAGUCGUAUCUGUACCUGUUAAAGCCCUGUAUGACUACGAAGGACAGGAGCAAGAUGAGCUAAGCUUCAAAGCAGGGGAGGAGUUCACCAAAAUUGGCGAAGAAGAUGAUCAGGGUUGGUGCAAAGGCCGGCUCAAGAAUGGACAAACAGGCCUCUAUCCUGCUAACUAUGUGGAAGACAUCCAGUAAUGAAUUAUGACAGUUGAAUAAAUGUGAAGAAAGUGAAAUGUUUUGUGAAAUGACUGUACAGCUGGAAGCGAGAGGCCUCUGCCUUAUUUUCAACCCUUUUCUCCUUGUUGGUGAAGACUGCACUGGUGUGUGAGAAGGACAGAGAAGAGAAGUUGCAGAUUAUGAAAGGACUACUUGAGAUAGUUUUGCUUGCCACAGAUCGGCCCUCAUAGAAAGUACAAAGAUGGAAAUUAACCACGACUUUCCAGGUGAUUCCAGGAGAGGAAGAUCACAGAGAACAAUUGCUGUCAGUGGAAGAUAUGUUAUGUUACUUAGAAUCCCAUUUAUGCUGUUACAAAAAUAAUAGCUUUUCAAGUAUAUAUUAGAUAAGAUUAAAUGAGAUGUAUGUGUGAAUUUGUAUUCUGUUUAAACAAAACACUGGGAUGGCAAAUCGUCUAGUGACGUUACAUGCAGCCUUAAAAUACAAGCCACUAUGGAUUCAUUAAGGGAGAUGACCCUCAAAAUAACCAUAAUGAUCUGUUUUAGGUUUGAAACCAUUUCUGCCUGUUAGAAUCCAGUCCAUAAAUGUUAAAUGUUUGAUUUUAUUUGGACAAGACCAGCUUUUUGUCAGAUUUUACUUGAUUUUAAACUAGUGCUUAUAUUGUUCUGUCAUUUCUUUCAGGGUUUUGUUUUUUUCCAUUCAGUUCCUUAACUGUUCUGGUUAUUUUAUAAGGAAUGAUAAAGAUCAGUAGAGCCUUAUCCUGACAUACUCUUCAUUUAGUUCACAGUGGGUAGGUCCCUCUAGUCACUGCUGUUGAAUGUAUAUUCACUGAUUGUAUUUUCUCACUUAUUGAUUGUACACUUUUGCUGAUGUUGAUGAGGUAUUUGCAGCCACUGAUCCAUUAACCCCCUGAACAACUGUCCUCAAGCUUUUCACACACAUCUCUCUACUUUCUGAUUGGAGAUUGUGAUACUAUGAGAUAUUUUUCACACAACACUGAACAUUUUUCACAAAAGUUUAUCUCACUUGAAUCUCCAUGUUUUAAUUCUCGGUUCUUGUUAAAUGUAAAGCUAUGGGAGAAUAUUUUAGUGUGUUUCAGGGUUUUUUGUUUGUUUUUAAAAAAAUAUAUAUUACAAGUUAUAGCAAUAAAACCACAGCCAACUAUGGCCUUGCAUACAUGCAUGUAUAUAGCCUGGAUGAAACAUAUUAGAACAAAUUAAGCAUCGAGAUCAGAUGGUAUGUAGUUGGAAAUUGAUGAUUUUUAAUUUAUGACGCCAGAAGUGCUUUUGUUCUGCUCUUGUUAGAAUGCUGUGACUGAGAAUCAGUUUGUAUAGUAAUUGAAUAUUUUAUGGCAAAUAUCCCUCAAAUCUGUUAUUUUAUAUUUGUAAAUAUGAUUAUUUUUUCCCUUCACAGAGGGCCAUGCUCACUGAAUUAAGCAACAAAGACCAUUACAUUCAGUUAUGACAUGAAUGGACAUACCUGAUUCCAUGAGCUUAACACGUGUUUGUCAUCAAGUAUUUUGUCGGCUUGCAUUUUUGCAGAAAUUUACUGCUGGUAUUUCUCUUGUGCAGGCUCCAAAUUCAUUGCCUGGUGAAAUCGAUGAAAUCAUUGAAAAAAAUAAUUUGAAAAAGCUAUUUGAUGCCUUUAAUUGCUGCACAAGAGUAAGAUGAAUUUUUGUUGUCUUUGAAAAUUAGAUAAAGUAGAUGUCUUGCCAUGUUUUCACGGCACACUGUCAUCAAAGCACAGCAAGGUAUGUAAAAAUGUCCCACAACAUAAUAAAUAAAUUUAUUGGGAAAAAUA
Messenger RNA from Micropterus dolomieu (smallmouth bass), 3301 nucleotides. RefSeq names its product protein kinase C and casein kinase substrate in neurons 2 (gene pacsin2). Gene Ontology annotation, biological process: regulation of endocytosis; plasma membrane tubulation; cytoskeleton organization. The coding region runs from base 40 to 1521 and encodes 493 amino acids. Gene Ontology annotation, cellular component: endosome; cytoplasm; plasma membrane. The transcript is spliced from 10 exons. Gene Ontology annotation, molecular function: phospholipid binding; protein binding. The record is from RefSeq and is a predicted model, not a curated record. Lineage: Eukaryota; Metazoa; Chordata; Actinopteri; Centrarchiformes; Centrarchidae.